Molecule: messenger RNA, 6468 nt
Organism: Cydia pomonella (codling moth)
Lineage: Eukaryota; Metazoa; Arthropoda; Insecta; Lepidoptera; Tortricidae
Product: lysosomal alpha-mannosidase-like
Exons: 32
Coding region: 766-4692 (1308 amino acids)
Biological process (GO): mannose metabolic process
Cellular component (GO): lysosome
Molecular function (GO): alpha-mannosidase activity; carbohydrate binding
Source: RefSeq, a predicted model, not a curated record
UACAAAUAACGGGACAUUGCAAAGAAGAAGAACAAUAUAUAUAAGUAAUAAUAUUUGAAAAUAAAUAGAGACGCCUCCUGUCCACACUGUGGUAAGGAGGAAACUAGCUUCCAUCUACUAGCAGAAUGUAUCAUGUACGCGGCACUGCGAUAUAAUACAUUCGGUAGAGACUCACUAAUAGAAAACGAACUAAAGGACGUCGAACUUAAAGAUGUCCUUCUGUUCUGCAGGAAAACAAGAAGAUUUGAGGAGAUUGGUAUGGGAAUGCCGCCGGGACAGUAACCUGCAGCUCCAACUUCAGGGAAUUGGGCUGAAUGAACGCAACACACGAUCGACAGCCCGCCUGCUUCCCGCCGGGCGUCCCUACACUACAUCUACAUCUACAAGUAAUAAUAUUUAAGUCUCCACAAACAGCCGAUACUUAAAUAUUCUUAAGAAAAUUCCUUGCAAAAAUCGGAACUGGUUAUGCACUGUGCCUUAUAACAAACAGCGAUCGGGUAACCUGCCGGUUACCGACUGCAUACAAAAGUCCUUAAUAUUGUUACUGAAAGCCUUUUGAAAGGUGUUUCACUGAGUUUUACAUAAGUAGCACUGAGAAUUGAAUGAAAUAACGCUUUAUUAUUUUAGGAGUGGACAAAAAUAACCUGUGAAAUAGUAACUAUAUUAAAUAGUAUAAUGUGUUUUCUAUAUUUCAUGAACAAAAAUCACUAUACAGUAUAAAUUAUAAAGAAGUCUGAAUUACAUUUAAAUAGUUUUGUGUUAACAAUGAACAAACUUGUAUUAAUAUUGACUUUAAUUUUCUUAAAUAAACAUGUGUUUGCGAAGAAGAUUGAAUGUGGUUACAAGCAAUGCCCCCAGACCAGAGAGGGAGCGCUGAACGUGCAUCUCAUCGCGCACUCACACAUGGACGCCGGCUGGGUGAAGACAUACGACCAGUAUUACUACGGAUCCAAACCGACAAUCAGCACAGCAAACGUCCAGCUCAUCUUCCACUCUGUCCUCUCGGAGUUGCUCCACGACAAACGGAGAAAAUUCACGUUUUCGGAGGUGAGCUACUUCUGGCGAUGGUGGAAAGAGCAGCGGCCAGCAACGAGGGCCACCUUCCGAGGCCUGGUUCAGGAGGGGCGCGUGGAGUUCGCGGGCGGAGGCUGGGUACAGGGAGAUGAGGCGACAACGGACUAUCUGAUGAUUCUGGACCAGUUUACCUGGGGACUCAGAAAGAUGAAUGACACCCUCGGUCCUUGCGGCAAGCCGAAGGCCGCCUGGCAGAUCGACACGUACGGCCACACCAGGGAGCAUGCCUCGCUACUGGCUCAAAUGGGCUACGAUGGACUCUUCAUAGGUAGAGUGAAUCACAAGGACAGAGAAUCCAUGUUGGAGGAAGAAAGAAUGGAGUUCAUGUGGAGAGGGAGCGAUGUUUUAGGCAAGAUGUCGGACAUAAUGACGCACACGCUGUACAAUCUGUACAACGCGCCUGACGGGUUCUGCUUCGACUUUCUCUGCAACGAGGAGCCGAUCGUCGAUGACCCUGACAGCAAGGCGUACAACGCUGAAAAACGGGUAAACGACUUCAUAGCUCAAAUCGAGCACCAAGCCAAGUACUACGAACACGACAAUAUUAUGGUGACCAUGGGUGGUGAUUUCACAUACCAGAGUGCUGCCAAUUGGUUCAUGAGUAUGGACAAGCUCAUUAAUCACGUGAACACACAUCCCGCCAACAUGUCGGACAUAAAUAUAUUUUAUUCGUCUCCGUCUUGCUAUCUGAAGGCGCUGUACUUGAAUGGGCGGAGGGACAAAGCCAUUUAUGCUGAAAAGGGUGAUCACCUGCCGUACGGCAGUGACUCGAGCACAUACUGGACCGGGUUCUACACGUCUCGGCCCAGCAUCAAAUAUCUCACGAGAAAGACGCACAUUUUUCUUCAGAUAGCGAAACAGCUGACUGUACUCGCUCGCAUGGGAGAUUCGUAUGAAUUGCAUUUACUACGCCACGCGCUCGGUCUCAUGAUGCACCACGAUGCUAUAACAGGCACGAGUCAGCAGCACGUCGCCAACGACUUCGUGAAGAUGUUGAGUGAAGCCUUCGUCGCGUGUACGAAGAAAGUCUCCACGCUACUGAGCUACCUGACACCGACGUGGAGUAGCACUCGUCGGUCGAAGAGUAACCAGCAGUUCAAUACGUGCCAUCAAAUUAACAUGAGUCAAUGCCCGUUCGUUGAGGGUCAAGAGAGCCUACUCCUCCUGGUAUACAACCCGCAGAGCCUGAAGACGUACCAUUACGUCCGCCUACCAGCCAUAGCUCUACACUAUGUCGUUAGGAACGCUUACGAUGAGGAGCUGGAGUACCAGCUCUCCCCAUUGGCUCCAGCGGUCACCAAUCUGCCGGGUCGAAGCGCCACCACCAAUCACGAGCUGGUCUUCGAAGCGGAGAACAUUCCACCCCUGGGCUUCUCAUCCUUCUACAUCACGGCCAUCAAGGAUCCACUGGGAGAUUUAGACUACAUGAAGAAUAAGAAAUUAGGCCCCGAUCCUGAAUUAUUCACGCAGAUCUCCAAUGAGUAUCUGAAGGUAACCGUAAAUAAGCAGACGGGUUUACUGGAAUCCAUUCAGCACGUGAGCGGUGCGAGGAUCGAGGUCUCCCAGAACUUCCACUACUACGGGCAGACCAGGGGCAGUCUCCAGUCAGGAGCUUACAGCUUCAGGCCUGACCAGCGACCGACACCUAUAGCAGAAAAAGCAACAUAUAACACGAUCCGCGGCGCCCUGGUGAAGGAGAUCCACCAGCGCUUCUCCAGUUGGGCCUCACAGACCCUACGGCUGUAUCGAGGGGAGGAGUACCUCGAGCUCGACUGGGUCAUAGGACCGGUGCCCAUCAGCACAGACCUGGGGAAGGAAGUAGUAUCCAUAUUUACGAGCAACAUCAGCAACCACGGGGAGUUCUAUACCGACUCCAACAUGCGACAGAUGAUGAAGAGGACCUGCUGGAACGAGUCUGCUGGUCAAGGCGUUAAAAAGCCCGUGGCAUCGUGCUAUUACCCGGUCACGUCCAGGCUGUGUAUUCAGGGAUUCAACGCUACCGCAGGGAUGUGUAUUCUGACCGAUAGGACCGAGGGCGGGACUUCGUAUAAUGAAGGGGAAAUAGAAUUAAUGGUCCACAGAAGACUCCUGACUGACGAUGGCUUCGGUUUGGACGAGACCCUGAACGAGGAAGAACACGGUUCGGGGCUGGUGGUCCACGGACAGCAUCGGCUGUUCCUCGGCAAAUAUAAUCAGGAUGGGGAAGAGAUCUCGUUUCAAGAGAAAGCGAACCGCGUGGCACAUAGCUGGCAGUGGGAGCCCUGGGUCUUCGCUGCUGCCGCUGACAAGUUAAACAGGAGGAAAUGGCAGGGCAUGAGGAACAAGCGGUUCUCAGCGCUGCGCGUUCACGGACUGCCUCGACACGUUCGGAUACUAACCCUGGAGCCGUGGAAGGCUGGCUCCGUGCUUCUCCGACUAGAGAACACCUUGGAGAAGAACGAUAGGACUACUCAAAGACUGGAGCUACCGGAUGACAUGCCGCUUCCGACACACAUCAACGUGGAACUCAGGACAGUCUUUCAGCAUUUGAAAAUCAAGUCGGUGAGAGAGACAACGCUCGGAGCGAAUCAGUGGCUAGAGGAGGCUCGGCAGAUGGACUGGAGUACCAGAUACGUGUACACCGGCGGAGAUGACGGUAUAUUAUCAGAAGAUGUAGAUUACGUAGAGGAUGUAAAAUCUGCACACAAGGAUUCAGAAGUUGACCCAGAACAAGAUUCCAGCUACUCUGUUAAAAGAAACGAGCGACGACGCAAACACAAAAGGACGACAAGGUACGAAAACAGAAGAAAACGGGCUAUCAAUAUAUCUGAAAACUUUGUUGAUAAUGAGUUUGCCGCUGACUCCGAAGCCAAAGAAAUUACCACAGAAGGUGAUGAACUUACCGAUGAAUCUAACUUUAACGAUUCUAUAUUUGCUAUUAAUGUCACUGAUGUAGAAGAAACUAACGAACUGACAACAGAAGCAAAUUUUGAAGAAAUAGAUGUAUCUAUUAAUAAAACAGAUGAUUUUAAAAAGUAUUUUGUUUUUGGAGAUAACUCUGGACUGACAACAGAGAAGCUAUUUGUUAAAAGAAGGAAGUUUUUAAGUGAACUGAAGACGGAUUCUUUUGAAGAAGAUGUAUCUUCGAUACGGUCGAGUCAAAAGGAUAUACAAAAGCCAGCAGAACGUAUCGAUAUCAACCCCGAUGAAACAGAUGAUGGGGUUACUAAGUCAAUGUAUGAAAUGUAUUACAAGAAAAAAACUGUAAUUAAACUGAAGAAGAAUUUCAAAAAGGCGGUCAAACCUCGACCAAGUUGGCAAAAGAGAUCGAAGAAGUAUAGCGAAGAUAAGGAACCAACUGAACCUAAAGAAGACGAAAUUAAGCUGAGUGAACCUUAUGGGUUAAGAACGUACGAGAGUGGAGAAGAGAAACAAAGCGGAGAUGAAGUUGAGGACUUGAACAUGGACCCAGGUCGGAUGCGCACGCGUCGACUGAGAGAAGCAGGAAGAAGGAAGAGAGCGACGGGACGCACCGCCGUGCCCCGCGAGGACCCGGACUUCUUGGUCACUUUACGUCCCACACAGAUUCGUACCUUCGUUAUACGCUUCGAGACUUCCAAGAACAACUAUGUUAUCUAGACUAAUUACACUGAUCUAGAGUAAUUAUACAAUUAGACAGAAUUAAUGAGAAUUACCGUUUGAACUAACUUCACACGAUCAUAGAGAAAGAAAAGAGCUUAAAGUGCCCAUUCCAUCCGGGGCUUUCUUUGCUUAAUAAUAAUAAAUUGAUUGAGCUAGAUGUCGCUUUUUGGAGGGGACCAUCUUGAGGGGGCGAGUCCCCGUCUGCCGAAAUAAAAUUGCAUACCGUUUUAUUAGGCAGGCUUUCGGUUUUUUAUCCCAAUGGCCUAGUUCAUUUUAGAUUCCAUCAACCUCCAAGUCUUUACACCCUGGCGGGUGCUGGCUCUGCGUGCGUCCCAUGACACGGGCAAGGACAACCUCCGCUCGGUGUGUGUGUGUCUUUCAUUAAAAUGUCAAAAGGGCUUCUACGUGUUGGCUUCGGUUCCGCGCCCGCCUCCUCCCCACCUCCAUGGGAAAGACAUGCAAAUAAGCUGAAUGGGAAGCUCAGUAAAACCUAUUAUUAGUAAGUUAUAGACUCGCCUUAAAUUAUUACUUACGAACAAUAAGUAACGCAGUUCAAGUAAACUCUGAUUUUACAUGGCAAAGAUUGGUCAAGCGCGAAAGAGGCAUCGGAAAAUGCACUAUAUCAUGUGUCGCAGUAGCUGUCAUCUAAUCUUCUUACACUAAAUGUAGAUAAAUCUAAAUUUUUAACAUUUUUGCCAACAUCUGUUUUGCAGCCGAGUGCGGAGUUCUAGAAAAUUAUUGCUCACAGAUGUCCAGGGCAAUUAGCUGAGUGUACCUGCUCCUCACUAUCGUGCACUAACAGCAUUAAAUACCUGGGUAAUAUUUGAUAGCAACCUCCGUCGGGAAUUACACAUUGAUACACUAAGUAAAAAAUUAGGAAAUUAAUUUAUAUUUUUAGAAACCUUCGUUCAGGAGUCGACGAAUGGUGUACCUUACCUUGGCUCAAUCACUGCUGACCUAUUGCAUUAGUGCAUGGGGCGGUGCUGCAAAAACCUUACUCCUGCGCUUAGAAAGGGCGCACCGUUCAGUCUUAAAGGUAAUUUUUAAGAAGCCCUUUAGGUAUCCCACUGUUGAUCUUUAUAGAGAGUGUGAAGUAUUAUCACUACGAAGUCUAUUUAUCCGUUAAAUCAUUAAAAAAAACAUAAGUCCAUUACCUUUGAGAAAAGUCUCAUGAAAAAUAGACGUCGAGUACACAAUCGACGUCGAUCUGUGGUAUACGAAAAUUUCACCUGGGACUUUCUAGACGUCAUGUUGAUUACCUUAGUUCUAAAUUGUACAAUAAGAUUAAUUACCGAUAUAUAUACUCUCACACUAAGAGAACGUAAGCAGAAAAUCACUGAUUGGCUACAAACGCUAACCUAUAACCAGAUUGAGGAUUACUUAGCAUCUCAUUAAAAAUCAUUUGCAUAUUAAUAUCAUACGAGAAAAUUUACUACACACAUUUACAAAUUAAUCAUACUUUCAACUCUUAUGUAAAAAACAUUGUGCUAUGCAAAAAAGUGUCAAUUCUUUGUUUUAUUAUGUAUUUUUUAUGUUAUUUUGGUUUUGAAAUGUUAUCUUUUUAUUAUCAUUUCUGUUGUAUACUUGUAGAUUUAGUACCAAAUCCUAUGAUAAAAUAGGUAGUUUUUUCUCCGGGGUGAGAGCCUGGUGAUCUGUAAUAAAUGUACCUGCCUAAUUCAGACUCCAGUCUCUCACAAAGGAUCACAACGUUAUCUCUUACUGUGAAAUUGUUACUAUUCCUUUGUGGGCUGAUAAAUAAAUAUUUUUGUUAUU